AUGCGAGCGAGGGGGGGGGGGAGCUGUUGUCAUCUGGCCCGGCGGUGGUGUGACGACCCUUUUGUCCAGGGGAAAUGGCUGGGAUUAAAGCUCUCAUCACGCUGUCCUUCGGAGGGGCCAUCGGCCUCAUGUUCCUCAUGCUGGGAUGCGCCCUCCCCGUCUAUGAUAAAUACUGGCCGCUGUUCCUCCUCUUCUUCUACAUCCUCUCGCCCAUCCCGUACUGCAUCUCACGGCGGGUGGUGGAUGACACCGACUCGGCCAGCAACGCCUGUAAAGAGCUGGCCAUCUUCCUCACGACGGGCAUCGUCAUCUCAGCCUUCGGCCUGCCCGUCGUCUUCGCACGAGCUGAAGUCAUUGCUUGGGGGGCGUGUGCGCUCGUUUUGACGGGCAACAUUGUCAUCUUUGGGACCAUCCUGGGCUUCUUCCUAGUCUUCGGAUCCAACGACGACUUUAGCUGGCAGCAGUGGUAAACCAGCAGAGGGAUGGGAUCUCAACUGUUUUUAUUAUUGUUGAUAUUAUUAUUAUUAUUAUUAUUAGCACACUAUUAAUGGUUUUAUCAUUUGGUCCUUGUUAUUAUUAUUUUUAGUAAAGUCACUCCGAAGCCGGGCAAUACUUUUUGUUUCAGACUGGCCUGCUUCACAUUGAACUGACAUGAGUUGUUUUUGGGGGUUUUUUCCCCCCCGGCUCAUUUUUUGGGAAUUCUUGUCCGACAUCUUCCGUUUCCUAUGUUAUGAUAUUUGAGUGUUUGGAGCCAAACUGCCAUCGACUGCUGUGUAAGCUAUGAAUAAGGACAUUACCUGAAUGUCUAAGAAGACCUGCAUGACAAUGUCAGUUUAUUUUUGUAUUAUUUCAAUUGCAUUUGCUCCAGUCCACUAGGUGGCAGGGAGUAAAUUCCCUCUUUGGUGAUUUGCCAACUGCUAACACACGUUCAAUCAUUGGCACAAGGCGGAAAGAAGCAAGGGUUGGAAUUGCAGAAUAUCUUGAAAAACAAUAUUGCAAUAUUUUUCUGUACAGCAACUUACACAGUAAUCAAUGUAUUGGAAAACAAUAUCUGAAAUAUUGAUAUGUCCAAUAAUUUUUUUUGGGGAGCAAGAAGUAAAUUAAUCCUAAAAACCCACAUGUAUGUUCAUUUUAAAAAAAUGUUUACGCAGACUUGCACUGCUGUGAGUCUAUAGCCACCGUCCACUAAAAAAAGCAUACGUCACCAAAUAUUUAUUUACUUUUUUUUUUUUUAUGACCUGAACACGAAAAUGUAUAUUUGUUGUUGUUUUUCUCUUAGUUAAUUUAAAAACAAAUUGGAGUUAUUGUACAUGUCUUCAUUGGACAGUGAGUUUAUCGGCUUUUAAUAAUGUCUAGCAAGUCUAACCAUGUCACUAAAGCACCAACAUUUUACAUUUAAAUUGGUGUAAUUCGGAUUUUAAUGGCGCUUUUUAAGUACUUGACCUACACGCAUCAAUCAGCUUCAGCUCAGCAGAUAUGAAUUGAUAUUAUCAACUUUUAGCUCAAAAUAUUCCACUCAUUAACCUAUGAGACACCCUUCAGAAAUGUUCACCGAGGUGCGUCCAUACUGCAAAUGAAUGACGAUUUAUUUAGUCAAUUAAAAAAAUCUAUUUUAAUAAUAUGUACCCUUUAAGGUAUUAUCAGUAUCUGAUGCCGGUGUAUCGAAACUGUAUUGUGAAAGAUCAGAAUAUAUCGCAAUAUCGAUAUUUUGUUCCACUCUUGCUCUGCAAGCUUUUAAUCAAAAAUGGCGUGCCAUAUCAUUACAGGUUGUUUUCUGUUGUGUUGCCCUGAACAUUCAUUGUCAAUAAUAUAACUCCCGACCGUCGAGUCAUAUGACUUUAAUUUUUUUUGUCACCCUGACAUCAUCACCUCAGUGAAGGCAUUGAUUGUAAGAAGAAGCUCUGGAAUGAAGGCAGCUCUGUGAAAAACUACUGACAUAAUUUGUGUGUUUUGUUCCGUAACACUAAUGCUUUGACGUCGGUCAGAACGCCAUGAAUAUGAGACGAAGCCACUGUUGGUGAUCUAAAAAACAAACAAACAAACAAAAAAAAGAGUGAAAGAAAAAACUAAGAAUUUCUUGUCUAAUGUUUCCGACAUGGUCUGACUGUGCGUAGCUGUAGCUUGGGCAUCUCUCUCUGUCUGUUACUGUUAUUAGCAUUUUGCUCCCACACUGGCAGUCAUGUCAUAUUUAUUUUAUUUUAUUUAAUAGAACAGCUCAUGUUCGAUGCAAUUAUUCUAUGGCUGAAGACAGCAUGGCGAGUCAUUGUUUUUAAAUAAAUUCAAUUUUGGGACAUUC
Messenger RNA from Phycodurus eques (leafy seadragon), 2296 nucleotides. RefSeq names its product leptin receptor overlapping transcript-like 1. The transcript has 4 exons. NCBI's taxonomy places the organism in Eukaryota, Metazoa, Chordata, Actinopteri, Syngnathiformes, Syngnathidae. The record is from RefSeq and is a predicted model, not a curated record. Gene Ontology annotation, cellular component: endosome. Gene Ontology annotation, biological process: negative regulation of growth hormone receptor signaling pathway; late endosome to vacuole transport via multivesicular body sorting pathway. Bases 75 to 470 code for a protein of 131 amino acids.